Bubalus bubalis (water buffalo) is the source of this 1345-nucleotide messenger RNA. It is a transcript of the gene C11H14orf119, whose product is annotated as chromosome 11 C14orf119 homolog. The record is from RefSeq and is a predicted model, not a curated record. NCBI's taxonomy places the organism in Eukaryota, Metazoa, Chordata, Mammalia, Artiodactyla, Bovidae. Bases 253 to 681 code for a protein of 142 amino acids. The transcript is spliced from 2 exons.
GGUUUUGAAUCGAAUCCGUUCGGAAGCUGUCGACUCUGGGCUAGCCAUAAUCGGAAUUAUUCGGCUAUCUCCGGCCCUAAGGCUGAGGCGCUGUGGAGCUUGGGUGUUUGGGGCGGGUCCGGGACCGGAAGUGCGUGGGCUGCCGGGUUGGCCCUCCUUAGGGUUUUCAGGAAACAUGGAAGCAGCCGUGAUAGUUGGAGUCUAAACCCUGUUGUGGCGGUCUCCGGGUGCCCUGUGAGAGAAAAGGGGAGGAUGCCACUGGAAUCAUCUUCCUCUUCAAUGCCGCUAUCCUUCCCUUCUCCCUUACCCCCAGUACCAGACAAUAUUUCUAACUCUUCUCCUCCCCCAAUGUCUUACAUCACUUCCCAGGAGAUGAAGUGUAUUCUUCAUUGGUUUGCCAGCUGGUCAGGUCCUCAGCGUGAACGUUUCCUUCAGGACCUGGUAGCUAAGGCAGUACCAGGAAAAUUACAGCCAUUGCUGGAAAGUCUGGAGCAGCUUAGUGUGUCUGGAGCAAACCGACCACCUUGUAUCUUUGAGUGCCAGUUACGUCUUUGGGAUCAGUGGUUUCGAGGUUGGGCUGAGCAGGAACGCAAUGAAUUUGUCAGGCAGCUGGAGGUCAGUGAGCCAGACUUUGUGGCAAAGUUUUACCAAGCAGUGGCUGCUACAGCUGGUAAAGAAUGAUAUUAAAAAUCAAAGAAGAUAGGCAGAGCUAAUGUAGCCAUGGCCACAACUUUACUGUGAGAACUUCAAACGUAUCACUCAAAGAUCUGGAGAUGGUGUCCCGAUCAGCUGACUGAAACUACCUAACAAGUACAGGCCUGGUGAUUCCAACAGCCUAUCAACUGGACUCCUGCUGGAAGUGUUUUCCAUCUGAGCAAAUCCAGAUCUGCCUGCUUCCUAGCUUACUUCAAGAAUUUAAAGACUUCCUUUGCAACUGUAACUGAAAGAAUCUAUACAUUAUAACUCAAAUCUAUUACCAGCCUGGCUUGUAGGGUAUCAAGUAGAACAUUUGUACAAGGUCAUGACCUAGCUGGAUUUGAAUGGCUGGUUUCACUAUCAUUACCAAAUUCUGGCAUAAUUUUGUAACAUCCCCACUACUAGCUUUCCUCUUGAUGAUUUAGUAAAAUUAUGGAAAAAUCAGGAGACAGAGAUGUUUGUUCCCUUCACUCUAAUGUUUGUUUGAAUCCAAAUAGCAGUGACUUUUUUUCUAAAGUGUAUGUGGCAUCUUUUGAACUGGUAGCAGAUGUUCCUAUCUUAUAAGUUUGCUUUAAAACAAUAUGAAACCAUUCUUUAUAGGCUGAAGGAUUUAUUUUUUUAUAUCAAAAUAAAGAAUGAAUUUUCAGAA